Molecule: messenger RNA, 1098 nt
Organism: Fomitiporia mediterranea MF3/22
Lineage: Eukaryota; Fungi; Basidiomycota; Agaricomycetes; Hymenochaetales; Hymenochaetaceae
Product: phospho protein phosphatase
Exons: 6
Coding region: 1-909 (302 amino acids)
Biological process (GO): termination of RNA polymerase II transcription
Cellular component (GO): mRNA cleavage and polyadenylation specificity factor complex; nucleus
Molecular function (GO): RNA polymerase II CTD heptapeptide repeat phosphatase activity
Source: RefSeq, a predicted model, not a curated record
AUGGACCCUCGGAGGUCCAGGGAUCCUCGAUUAGCUCGUGCAGACCCCCGUUUGCAGAACAGGCCGCCUUCCAAUUCACCUGUACCAACUCCUCCCCCUCAACUUGGUCAAUAUACCGCACCACAACAAGAUAGUGGAACAAGUGCAUACAAUUCUGCCCAAACAUAUGGAGCGCAAGGCUACACGGCUCCACCAAUACCACAGAAUGUUGCUACUCAGACCAGUCCUCCAAUGGGCGUUGCAGGGCCAUCAUCGUAUCAAACACAGAAUCCGCCAGUACCCGUCCCUGCCCCUGUUCCAGAACAAGUUCAACCAGUAGCGCCGAAAUACAAGCCAAAGCCACUCUUCUGCAUUGUCUGUGCAAGCAACAACAAUCGGUCUAUGGAGGGCCAUAGCGUCCUUUCUAAAGCUGGCUUCCACGUUGUCUCGUCGGGUACCGGCUCGGCCGUUCGUUUACCGGGUCCGUCAAUUGACAAGCCUAAUAUCUAUGCCUUCGGAACACCAUACAACACUAUGUAUGAGGAACUCAAUUCAAAGGAUCCACGAUUGUAUACGGUAAAUGGGAUAUUGAAUAUGAUUGACCGCAAUCGGAAGAUCAAACUCGCUCCCGAGCGAUGGCAGGAAAGCAGAAACGUAGCGGAUGUAGUCAUCACUUGUGAAGAGCGAUGUUACGAUGCAGUGUGCGAUGAUCUAUUAUCGAAGGGUGGAGAAUAUAAUCGUCCAGUCCAUGUUAUCAACAUUGAGAUCAAAGAUAAUCACGAGGAAGCUUUAAUUGCAGGAAAGGCAAUGCUAGAUCUUGCAACAGCUAUCGAAGCUUCAGACGACUUGGACGAGGACAUUGGGAAAAUUUUAGAAGAACAACAAGAGAAGCAUCCACAUCCUCUGCUGCACACGGUCGCGUUCUACUAGCUGUCGGGAUUUCUGUCUCCGAUUCAACUGUGUCUUCUGGUGAUUUCAGAUAUUUUGUAGAUGCUGCAUUCCUUUCACUAUCCAUUCAUUCAUGUGCAUUUUGGCGACAAGGCCAAGUAUUUAAUAGUAUACUAGUGCGCACAUAUGGUUUGCACCGUGGUGGAUUAUGUAGAAGGAAUCUAAUUCGCG